Messenger RNA from Syngnathoides biaculeatus (alligator pipefish), 3517 nucleotides. RefSeq names its product neuronal migration protein doublecortin-like. Gene Ontology annotation, cellular component: axoneme. Bases 354 to 1406 code for a protein of 350 amino acids. Lineage: Eukaryota; Metazoa; Chordata; Actinopteri; Syngnathiformes; Syngnathidae. The record is from RefSeq and is a predicted model, not a curated record. The transcript is spliced from 8 exons. Gene Ontology annotation, biological process: intracellular signal transduction; photoreceptor cell development; retina development in camera-type eye.
CCUACCGUGGAUGUAUUGCGGAUAGGAGAGGAAACCGGAGUGCCUGGAGAAAACACCCGCAUCCACGGGGAGGACUUGGAAACUUCACACAGGCGAGGGCAGGAUUCGAACCCCGGUCCUCAGAACUUACAGUAUUACUGACCAAAGUGGGUGUGUCGCGGAGGGCUCUAGGACCCGGGAGCUGCUACGGCAAGGUAGGCAGGCACGGGCUGGCAGACAAAGGCGAGCUGAGCGGUAGCGCGGAUCUUUUCCUGCAGCACCGACGCACGCGCGCACUCCUCCACUCCCACGCGCUCCUUUCACUGGUACACAGAGCUGAGCAUCUGUUACAAGCAUUCCAACUCCCUAUCACCAUGGAGCUCGACUUCGCACACUUCGACGAACGAGACAAGGCGUCGCGGACCCCUCGCGGCGGCCGCUUGAACGGACUCCCCAGCCCGACCCACAGCGCCCACUGCAGCUUCUAUCGCACGCGCACCUUGCAAACGCUGUCCAAUGAGAAGAAGGCCAAAAAGGUCCGCUUCUACCGUAAUGGGGACCGCUACUUCAAGGGCAUAGUGUACGCAGUUGCCAACGACCGAUUUCGCACCUUCGACGCGCUGCUGGCCGACCUGACUCGCUCUCUUUCCGACCACAUCAACCUGCCUCAGGGAGUCCGCUUCAUCUUCAACAUUGAUGGCUCAAGUAGGAUCUCUGCUCUGGAUGAACUAGAGGAAGGGGAAAGCUAUGUUUGCGCUUCAGAGAAUAUCUUCAAGAAGGUUGACUACACUAAGAACGUCAACCCCAACUGGUCGGUCAACGUGAAGGCCUCGGCGAGCCAGAAGAACAUUCAGUCGUUGGCUGCCAGGGCCGCCAGCGAGCCCAGAGAGCAAAGCAAAGACUUUGUUCGACCCAAGCUGGUGACGGUGAUGCGCAGCGGCGUCAAACCGCGCAAGGCCGUGCGCGUCCUGCUCAACAAGAAGACUGCGCACUCUUUUGAACAGGUGCUCACUGACAUCACGGAGGCAAUCAAGCUGGAAAGCGGCGUGGUCAAAAGGAUCUACACGCUUGAUGGCAAGCAGGUUACUUGCCUUCAAGAUUUCUUCGGGGACGAUGAUGUCUUCAUUGCAUGUGGACCUGAGAAAUUCCGCUAUGCACAGGACGACUUCUCACUGGAUGAGAACGAGUGCAGAGUGAUGAAGAAUCAGAAAGCUCAUCGUAGUUUAAUCAAGAGUCCUGGAUCCGCCAAACGCUGCAAGUCCCCUGCUGAAUCGAUUAACGGGACAGGCUCCAGCAGCCAGAUUUCCACCCCCGUCUCCAAGCACUCCCCCACUUCCACUCCAACUAGUCCUUCACUCAACAAACAGAAGGACCUCUACCUGCCUUUAUCUCUGGAUGAUGAUGAUUCUGUUGGGGAGUCCAUGUAGACUCUGAAGCCUUCUUUUUUUUUUUUUUUUUUGGCUUUUUGGGGGGUUCUCCACCGCCACUGAGCGCCACCUUGUGGUCUGGGAGAGCCACUGAAGCGUCUACUGGAAUGCCCUUUGCUGCUUGAACUUUGUUUUUUUUUUUUUUUUUUUUUUUUUUUUUUUUAAAUCAAUUUUCACCACCCAAAUACUCAUGUCACUGUUGCACAAAUGUAUUUCCACAGUUCAGUAACAAGCCAAUUUUUCACAUCUGCUUUUAGCCACAAUUUACACUCCAACCACAAAAUUCCAAGCAGCAAAAUGGGUGGCUUUCGGAGUCAAAUCUGACUUUUGUACAACUCCUUUUUUUAGGGUGCAAAAGCUAAUUUUUUUUUUUUUUUCUUCCUUGAGGAAAGUCCAGCAUUUUAAACAUGCUGUAAAUACUGUGUAUAGUUCUCAUAAUCUUCUGUUUUUUUUCGCUCAUCUGUUGCUGUGCCUCCAUUAAGUCAUCUUAACAUUUAUUCAACUUCUUCAGGCUGUAGUCAAAGUAAAAGAAAUCCUGGGCCGGCAAUGUAUGGAAAGAUCUCUUGAAAAGGAAGCUAAUCCUGAUCAUUAAUUGCAAUAACACAUUCUGAAGGAGAUCCUUGUUUAAAAAAAAAAAAAAAAAAAAAAACUGGUUCCAUCCAUACAGUAGCAGCCUAAACAGAGUUACAUCUUAUACCGUCUGUACAUAUUGCAGUGCAUGCUACUGGUGAGUUAUUUUAAAGCUUUAGGUGCAUAAAAGCUGAUUUGAAGGACCUAACGGUGCAUAAGAUUGACCAAAGUUCAACUUGUUAAAUUAGGCCAAUCUGUAUACAGCAGUGUUUUAUUAAACAGUUUAGCAAUUUACACAUGAAUGCAGAAGUCACAAAGCCAAAGUUGCAGGAUUUAUUUAGGGGACUUUAUUAGUUAGUAGAAAAUAUUCUGGAGGAAUACCUGAUGUAAGCAUGUUCCUCCCAAGGCCUGACAAAAUACAUGUGGCAUUUUAACAUUUUAUAAAAUCCAUUUAUAUGAAGUGUAAGUGUCUAGGAUUUUUCUCUACAUUCAACUUGUGGGGCACGAGUACCUUUAAAGGCUCCUUGUCCAGCCCCCCCUUUUUUUCUUUUUUUAAAUCUAUUAAAAUGUUUGUAAAAUGUAAGAUUUUUCUCAGGUUUUGCAGGCAAUCAAAACGGAGACUUUUUUUUUUUUUUUAAUCAAUUUAAAUUGGAGGACGCUGAAGCACAACCAGCUGCAGGCACUAUGAAUGUCUGCGUGGCACCAUUACAAUGCAAGACCACUAGUUACCCCGCUAAACUAGGCAAACAAAGUGCUCCUUGUGUAGCAUCUUUUUCCCAAUUUUAACAGCUAUGCACUUGGAUUUUUAGGAUUAGUAAUGACGUGUAUGACAUCACAAAAGUCACGGAACCAUUUUGAAAGUGUUGGAUUUAUUUCGUACCCCGCUAGUUGACAGAAAAUUUCUGUGCACUGUUUUUUUUUUUUUUUUUUUCCCCCUCAAGAAAAUUGGAAAAAGACAGUAUUUCUACUUGUGUGCUGAAUUUCCCCACUAGUGAAGACGGGCUGUACUAGUAUAUUGCCAAUUCCGUAUAUCGCUCAAUGUGUCGACACUGUCAUUGCAGUUCUCCAACCGAGAGCGCUGUCAAACAUGUCAUUGUACAUCGCUCUUCCUCGCAAAACCUUGAUCCCCACAUAUUUGGAUGUUUCUUUAGCAUAGAAAACAGUCUACCUGGUGUAACCUGGUCACUGCAAUGAUAGAUGGCCAGUGUGGUUUCAUAAUCUCCUACGUUGGUGCCUUGUUUUUGAGCUAAACAAGAACUGAGUAAUAUUACUUGCUCUUUUUUUUUUUUUUUUUUUUUAAAACCACUUUCAAAUGAGGCCUCCCAACAAAGCUCAUUUUGUAGACUUAGACACUUUAUCAUGGUGUAAAUACCCUUUACUGUUACUCUUUUAUAUUCCACCUAUGCCUUUUCACAUAAUUUUUCUUUCUUUGGCGGUUAGUAUUUAUUCUGUGGAUUUUUGCGAUGUCAAACGGUGGCUUGUUUCAGUGCUCCAUUCAAUGUAACUGGUAUCAUUUUGCAAUUAAAAACUUGUACAAGUUC